Soboliphyme baturini is the source of this 471-nucleotide messenger RNA. Lineage: Eukaryota; Metazoa; Nematoda; Enoplea; Dioctophymatida; Soboliphymatidae. The record is from the annotation of a GenBank genome assembly.
AUGGCGUAUGUUUGGAUCAUAUUUUGUAUCAUCGAUCUUUACCUGGCAUCGCUUAGUUCACGCAAGCAUCCUUUCCUACUCUCGAUCGGAUUUUUCAUCGUCAACGUUCAUUUCGUGAUCAUUCUCACGGUCGGCAUUCGUCUGUCUAAGGCAAUGGUUGUAUUCUGUUCUUUGUUAUUUGUGAUAGUUAUGGAAAUGUCAUUGCUUACGGUAGCUCUUUUGGCCAUAAUCUUCGCCUCUUUGUCAAAAGAGAAUAACCUUGGAUUUACCGUUGAAGAAUUGGCUAGUUACUUCGCCGUUGGCAUCGUCGAACUGGUCUACCUUAUUUGGAUGAACAUCGUGCUGUACGAAUGUUAUCAAUUUAUGUGCUACAUAAAGCCUGACUUUACUAACACGCGUUCAACGGGGACCGUCAGAUCAUAUGCAUCUUAUCAAUCGAUGAAUCAUGUCCUGGCUGCUUUCCCAAUUUGA